Messenger RNA from Pungitius pungitius (ninespine stickleback), 2970 nucleotides. RefSeq names its product NLR family CARD domain-containing protein 3-like. The record is from RefSeq and is a predicted model, not a curated record. The annotation marks the transcript as partial. Lineage: Eukaryota; Metazoa; Chordata; Actinopteri; Perciformes; Gasterosteidae. Gene Ontology annotation, biological process: intracellular signal transduction. Gene Ontology annotation, molecular function: protein binding. The transcript has 4 exons.
AUUGAUCUUCUUUGUUGUCUUCAUUCAGGACUUCCUGCUGCAGAUUGUCAGCGUGAACUCAAAUCCAACCUGAAGAAGAAGUUCCAGUCUGUGUUUGAGGGCAUCGCUAAAGCAGGAAACCCAACCCUUCUGAAUGAGAUCUACACAGAGCUCUACAUCACAGAGGGAGGGACUGCAGAGGUCAAUGAAGAACAUGAGGUCAGACAGAUUGAAACAGCAUCCAGGAGACCAGCCAGACCAGAAACUACCAUCAGACAAGAAGACCUCCUCAAAGCCUCAGCUGGAGGAGAAGAACCAAUCAGAACAGUGAUGACUAAGGGAGUGGCUGGCAUUGGGAAAACAGUCUUAACACAGAAGUUCACUCUGGACUGGGCUGAAGACAAAGACCACCAGGACAUACAGUUCACAUUUCCAUUCACCUUCAGAGAGCUGAAUGUGCUGAGAGAGAAGAAGUUCAGCUUGGUGGGACUUGUUCAUCACUUCUUCAGUGAAACCAGAGCAGCAGGAAUCUGCAGGUUUGAAGAGUUCCAGGUUGUGUUCAUCUUUGACGGUCUGGAUGAGUGUCGACUUCCUCUGGACUUCCACAACAAUGAGAUCCUGACUGAUGUCACAGAGACCUCCUCAGUGGAUGUGCUCCUCACAAACCUCAUCAGGGGGAAGCUGCUUCCCUCUGCUCGCCUCUGGAUAACCACACGACCUGCAGCAGCCAAUCAGAUCCCUCCUGAGUGUGUUGGCAUGGUGACAGAGGUCAGAGGGUUCACUGACCCCCAGAAGGAGGAGUACUUCAGGAAGAGGUUCAGAGAUGAGGAGCAGGCCAGCAGGAUCAUCUCUCACAUCAAGACCUCACAAAGCCUCCACAUCAUGUGCCACAUCCCAGUCUUCUGCUGGAUCACUGCUACGGUUCUGGAGGACGUGUUGAAGACCAGAGAGAGAAGAGAUCUGCCCAAGACCCUGACUGAGAUGUACAUCCACUUCCUGGUGGUUCAGUCCAAAGUGAAGAAGGUCAAGUACGAUGGAGGAGCUGAGACGGAUCCACACUGGAGUCCAGAGAGCAGGAAGAUGAUUGAGUCUCUGGGAAAACUGGCCUUUGAUCAGCUGCAGAAAGGCAACCUGAUCUUCUAUGAAUCCGACCUGACAGAGUGUGGCAUCGAUAUCAGAACAGCCUCCGUGUGCUCAGGAGUGUUCACUCAGAUCUUCAGAGAGGAGAGAGGACUGUACCAGGACAAGGUGUUCUGCUUCGUCCAUCUGAGUGUUCAGGAGUUUCUGGCUGCUCUUCAUGUCCAUCUGACCUUCUUCAGCUCUGGUGUCAAUCUGCUGUCAGGAGAACCUGGACCAAUGCGUCUCUACCAGAGUGCUGUGGACCAGGCCUUACAGAGUCCUAAUGGACACCUGGACUUGUUCCUCCGCUUCCUCCUGGGUCUUUCCCUGGAGACCAAUCAGAGUCUCCUACGAGGUCUGCUGACACAGACAAGAAGUACCUCACAGACCAAUCAGGAGUCAGUCAAGUACAUCAAGAAGAAGAUCAGUGAGGAUGUGUCUCCAGAGAAAAGCAUCAAUCUGUUCCACUGUCUGAAUGAACUGAAUGAUGGUUCUCUAGUGGAGGAGAUCCAAUGGUCCCUUAGUUCAGGACGUCUCUCCACAGAUAAACUGUCUCCUGCUCAGUGGUCAGCUCUGGUCUUCAUCUUACUGUCAUCACAAGAAGAUCUGGAGGUGUUUGACCUGAAGAAAUUCUCAGCUUCAGAGGAGGCUCUUCUGAGGCUGCUGCCAGUGGUCAAAGCCUCCAACCCUUCCAGCCCUCACAGCUCCCUCAGGUCAUGUGACAUGUGUGUUGUUUUGUGUGUCUGCAGCCUGUCAGGCUGUCUGAUCACAGAGGAAGGCUGUGCUUCUCUGGUCUCAGCUCUGAGCUCCAACCCCUCCCACCUGAGAGAGCUGGACCUGAGCUACAACCAUCCAGGAGACUCAGGAGUGAAGCUGCUGUCUGAUGGACUGAAGGAUCCUCACUGGAGACUGGAGACUCUCAGGGUGGAGCCUGCUGGAGUCCAAUGGAUGACACCAGGUCUGAGGAAGUAUUCCUGUGAACUCACAAUCGACACAAACACAGUAAACAGACAACUCAAACUGUCUGACAACAACAGGAAGGUGACAUGGGAGGAGGUUCAGUCACAUCCUGAUCAUCCAGACAGAUUUGACUCCUGUCCUCAGCUGCUGUGUAGAACUGGUCUGACUGGUCGCUGUUACUGGGAGGUCGAGUGGAGCGGAUACGUUAAUGUAUCAGUGAGUUACAGAGGAAUCAAGAGGAAAGGAGGCAGUAAUGACUGUGUGUUUGGAAACAAUGAUCAGUCCUGGAGUCUGUGGUGCUCUGAUAAAGGUUACUCUGUCUGUCACAAUAAUACAGUAACACGCAUCUCCUCCUCCUCCUCCUCCUCCUCCUCCUCCUCCUCCUCCUCCUCUGGUAGAGUAGCAGUGUAUGUGGACUGUCCUGCUGGCUCUCUGUCCUUCUACAGAGUCUCCUCUGACUCACUGAUCCACCUCCACACCUUCAGCACCACAUUCACUGAACCUCUUUAUCCUGGGUUUGGGUUCUGGUUCAGUUCCUCAGUGUCUUUGUGUCCUCUUCAGGACGGUGAGUCUCCUCCUGGUGGAGAACCUUCCUCUCUGCUCACCACAUAGUUCAGUCUGUACAGCUGAUGGAGGUCCAUGUGGGUGUAGGUGCAGGUGGAGCAGGUGAGGGGUACCUGAGCUGGUCUGGACUCUGGGGGUCCACAGCUCUCUGGGACUUGUGCUGUUGCAGAUGAACGUGUGAAAGAGCUCAGCGAGGUGUGUUUUAAUGUCUCUGUGCUCGAUGCCUCUGUGGAUGAAUCAAUAAUCAUCAUUUAGAUGUUGGCUCCUAAUUACAGUUUAAUCUUAAUCUUUAUGUGUCACAAUGUUCAAGAAGACAUUUUAUACGACUAAUGGAUCUGUUUGAUAAAU